Molecule: messenger RNA, 3249 nt
Organism: Fukomys damarensis (Damara mole-rat)
Lineage: Eukaryota; Metazoa; Chordata; Mammalia; Rodentia; Bathyergidae
Gene: Prcp
Product: prolylcarboxypeptidase
Exons: 9
Coding region: 1017-2498 (493 amino acids)
Biological process (GO): regulation of blood vessel endothelial cell migration; angiogenesis involved in wound healing; proteolysis
Molecular function (GO): dipeptidyl-peptidase activity; serine-type exopeptidase activity
Source: RefSeq, a predicted model, not a curated record
CAACGGGGGGCGGGCGUUGGGAGAGAAAGAGUCUGUAAAGUUGGUUUCCGGGCGGCGCUGAGCCAGCUGGAUUUCCAGAGGGCGGGAAGGCGUGGCAGCGGUAGCCACGCCCCUCGGGCCGGGGUCUGGCGGGCGACGAAGGCGUGGAAGCAGGGGAAGGGGUUGGCGUAGUCGGGGACACAGGAGAGGGCGCUGUUGGAGAGGGAAUAGGGCCGCCCAGGGUGGAGGCAGGGGUAGGGUCUACAGGGGUUACCUGUGCGGCAGAGGAAAGGGGCGUAACCCGCAAGGAGGGCCGGGAAGGAGGCCACCUCCCGAAGGGUGGGUUGUGGGGGCACCGUAAAGGUUUGAGGCGACCCCAAAACCAAGUUGCAUAGGGCUGGGUAGGCUGGCAUAAUGUAGGUAAGGUGCAAGGAGCGCAGUCUGCGAAGCCGUGCCCUCUUCCUGCUCCUUGGGUUUCAAGAUGCAAAUCCCCGCCUCUCUGAGCCGCCUCCUCAUCUCCGGAGAACACCAGACACGCGGGAGGCCCAGGAUUGCCGUCAAGGUUGUUAGGUGAGGUGGCGUGUGUGCCAUCGAGCCCAGCGAUAUCCACACUGGCAGCAUGGUCAAUACGUUGUCCUGGUAGCUGUUACUGUGGGAUCUGUAGAGCGCGGGGGGUGUUGGCAGUGCCACUGAGCUGAAUGGGCACGGUCUGGCACGUUUUGUGACCAUAAAGGCAGCUUGAUGUGGAGGGGAAGUGGGCUUGGGGGACGCUGAGGUCAGGAAGGGUAGGAUAGGCAGCGAGGCCGUGGCGUGGCGAGGGCCGACUCGCGGUGUGACCCUAGUGGAGUGGCCCGAAGGAGGGCACGGCACGAGUGAGAGGUGGAGGACCGGGCGCGAGUCUGAGAGGGCUGGCGAGGGGUUUCCCGGGGAGGAGCUCGUCGGCCGCGGGCGGAGCUGGGGGUUGGGCCGGUUUAGGCUGAGCGCGUCUGCGGUGGAGCUCGGGCCCUCCCCGGGCUCUGCAGCCGCCAGCCGAAGCCAUGGACCGACCACCCCUCUUGCGUCUGGCUCUCCUGCUUCCCGGGAUCGCCAUAGCCCUCCGGCCGUCACUGAGAGCCCUGGGCAGCCUACAUUUAAACAGCCCCGCAUCCCGACCCGCAGUAGUCCUCAACUACUCAGUUCUUUACUUCCAACAGAAGGUUGAUCAUUUUGGAUUUAAUAACCCUAAAACUUUUAAACAACGUUACUUAAUAUCUGAUAAACACUGGCAGAGAGAUGGUGGAUCAAUACUUUUCUACACUGGUAAUGAAGGGGACAUUGUCUGGUUUUGCAAUAAUACGGGGUUCAUGUGGGAUGUGGCUGAGGAACUGAAAGCUAUGUUGGUGUUUGCUGAGCAUCGAUACUAUGGGGAAUCCCUCCCCUUUGGUGCGGACUCAUUCAAGGAUUCCAGACACUUGAAUUUUCUGACAUCAGAACAAGCUCUGGCUGAUUUUGCAGAGUUAAUUAGACAUUUGAAAAGAACCAUCCCAGGAGCUGGAGAUCAACCUGUCAUUGCCAUAGGGGGCUCUUAUGGUGGCAUGCUUGCAGCCUGGUUCAGAAUGAAAUAUCCUCACGUGGUGGUUGGAGCUCUUGCCGCUUCUGCUCCUAUCUGGCAGUUUGAGGAUUUGGUUCCUUGUAAUGUGUUUAUGAAGAUUGUAACUGCAGAUUUUAGGAAAAGUGGUCCAAAUUGUUCAGAGAGCAUCCGCAGGUCCUGGGAUGCUAUUAAUCGACUCUCAAAAACAGGCAGUGGUCUAUGGUGGCUUGCUCAAGCCCUUCACUUGUGUAGUCCUUUGACUUUAGACGACGUCCAACAUUUCAAAGAGUGGAUUUCUGAAACGUGGGUGAAUCUGGCUAUGGUGGACUACCCUUACGAGUCUAACUUUCUGCAGCCUUUGCCUGCUUGGCCUAUCAAGGUAGUGUGCCAGUAUUUGAAAAAUCCUAAUGUAUCUGAUUCACUGCUGCUGCAGAAUAUUUUCCAAGCUCUGAAUGUAUAUUAUAAUUAUUCAGGCCAGGCGAAAUGCCUGAAUAUUUCAGAAACAGCAACUAGCAGAUUGGGAAUCCUGGGCUGGAGUUAUCAGGCCUGCACAGAAAUGGUCAUGCCUUUUUGUGCUAAUGGUGUCGAUGACAUGUUUGAACCCUUCUUGUGGAACUUGAAGCAAUUCUCUGAUGAGUGUUUUAAUCAGUGGGGUGUGAGACCGAGGCCCUCCUGGAUCACUACCUUGUAUGGAGGCAGAAACAUUAGUUCACACUCAAACAUCAUUUUCAGCAAUGGUGACCUAGACCCCUGGUCAGGAGGUGGAGUAACCAAAGACAUCUCUGAUACGUUAGUUGCAAUCACCAUUCCAGAAGGGGCCCAUCAUUUAGAUCUCCGAGCCAACAAUGCCUACGAUCCUGCGUCUGUGCUGUCAGCACGCUCCUUGGAAGUUAGACACAUGAAGCAGUGGAUCAGAGGCUUCCAUGACAAUGCCAGAAGGCGGCACUGAACAACUUGGAUCAUUUUCAGUUUCUUUUAUGUUCCUUCCAUCCACAUUCCCAUUCACUUUGGUUUUCUACGUGUAAUUACUUUCUCUUGUUUGUCAUUAGAUUUGGUGGAGCUUAGGUUGGGGUGAAUGAAAGAGCGGGUGAUGGAGGUGGGAAUAGCAUCCCACCACUGGUAAUGCCUGGGUCCUCUCUGUCUUUGUGCUACCUCCCGGAAAAAUGUAAUCCUAACGUCUUCAGCACCAUCAAUGGGCCUUAUAAGUGGUGCAGAGUUCCUGACUGCCUUUCAUAAGAGACUCACUCCCUUUGUUUUUCUACAAGCAGGGAUUUCUCCUUGGUUUUGAGGUUGAAAUCUUUUUGGCCCAUUUGUAAGACCCCUCCUUGCCACACAGGAAAAAAAACCACAGAUAAAAAAUGAUGUAAUUGCAGCUGGUAGGAAGGAUGUCUGGUGCCAGUCCAGGAAAUGGGGCCCAUUUCUUUUAUACUUGAUUUAAUGACUUUGAACUGUACAGUAAAUAAAGAAUAAGGCCGGACCUUGUACCUAUGUGUUGCUUCUGAAGCUCAUUCCAGCUGUAGGGAAUGCAGGGUGCCUUAGGUUUGGCUGUUUUUGGAAAGUCCUUUAAUUUCUCUUUGUAAUUUGGCAACUUUUCUUAGUUCUGGGAUAUCUGCCACUGUGGUACUGCCAGUAAGAAAUUUGGCCUUUUCCUACUCCAUUUCUCUUUGUUUUGAAGGUCAGUUUUGUGAUAAUUUGGUUAA